UGCUAUGAGGACCAUGUCUGAUGAUAUUCAGGUGGACGAGUCCAAAGUCACUGAUGAACGUCCAAAAUGGGACAACAAGGUUCAGUACCUGCUGACCUGUAUUGGCUUUGCUGUUGGUCUUGGAAACGUCUGGCGUUUUCCUUACCUAUGUCAGACAUAUGGAGGAGGUGCAUUCCUCAUCCCCUACCUGAUAGCACUCGUGUUUGAGGGCCUGCCGCUGCUGCACUUGGAGCUGGCUAUAGGGCAGAGGCUGAGGAUGGGGAGCAUCGGAGUAUGGACCUCAAUCUCCCCAUAUCUAGGAGGAGUAGGUCUUGCCUCGAUGACGGUGUCCUUCUUGGUGGGCUUGUUCUACAACACAAUCCUGGCCUGGAUCUUGUGGUACUUUUUCCACUCAUUCCAAAAUCCUCUCCCAUGGGAGAACUGCCCGAUCGACAUGAACAGAACAGGCUACAUCACUGAGUGUGAGAAAAGCACACCAGUGAAUUACUUCUGGUACCGGAAGACAUUAAACAUCACUCCUAACAUCGAUACAAGUGGCUCAUUGCAGUGGUGGAUGGUGCUAUGCCUCGCUACAGCUUGGUGCCUGGUCUACGUGUGCUUCAUUCGUGGUAUUGAAACUAUUGGCAAAGCAGUGUAUGUCACAGCCACGUUCCCGUACCUUGUGCUCACCAUCUUUGUGAUCAGAGCGCUGACUCUCCCAGGAGCGUCUCUGGGCCUUGUGUACCUCUUCACACCAGACUGGGAAACUCUGAAGAACCCAAAGGUGUGGUUGGAUGCUGCUACACAGAUCUUCUUCUCCUUAUCUUUAGCCUUUGGGGGACUCAUUGCAUUUUCCAGCUAUAAUCCCCAGAAGAAUAACUGUGAGCGUGAUACCCUCAUCGUUGGACUUGUUAACAGUGCCACAUCGAUUUAUGCUUCAAUACCUAUAUUUGCCAUUUUGGGAUUCAAGGCCAAUGCAAAUUUUAAUGACUGCCUUGGCAAAAAUAUCCUGGCGCUGACAAAUGCUUUCAACAUUGGAGAUCAGAACAUGACAGUGGAAAACUAUGAUGACUGGCUUACCCAUUUAAACGCUACUGAUCCCAGUCUAGUGAUGGGCCUGCAUUUGAGGACCUGCAGUCUUAAAACAUUUCUUGAUGAGAGUGCCUCGGGAACUGGUCUGGCUUUCAUAGUGUUCACCGAGGCGGUGAUCAAGAUGCCUGGCUCCCAGGUGUGGGCAGUGCUCUUCUUCGUCAUGCUGUUCAGCUUGGGCCUGUCCUCCAUGUUUGGGAAUCUGGAGGGAGUUCUAACACCUCUUCUUGACCUCCAUCUGGUGCCCAAAUGGUGCCCUAAAGAAAUCUUUACAGGGUUCAUGUGUAUGGUGUCCUUCUCUGUGGCCCUCCUCUUCACUCUGGGAUCAGGAAACUAUUGGCUUGAGAUUUUCAACAACUAUGUUGGAUCACUGCCUCUGCUUGUCAUUGCCUUUUUUGAAAUCACAGCAGUAGUCUUCAUAUAUGGAAUCAACAGGUUCAACGAUGACAUAGAGUGGAUGACAGGUCGAAGGCCUAACCUGUACUGGCAGGUCACUUGGAGGGUCAUUAGUCCACUGAUGCUGCUUGUUGUGUUUCUGGCAUACAUUGUGGUAGAGGCAGGAGAGAAGCCAACAUACUCCGCAUGGAACCCCAACUAUGUGGAUUUCCCCCUCCCUGACGUGCGUCCGUACCCAAGGUGGGUGUACUCCAUCUGUGUGCUGCUGGCUGCUGUGCCCUGCAUGCUUAUCCCCCUGGGAGCCCUCUUCAGACUUGCCCGGCGCCUCAGGACAUACAUCGCCCACAAGCGCACGCCAAACCCCUACGACACCGAGAGCUUCACACCAGACAUGUAA
Sardina pilchardus (European sardine) is the source of this 1861-nucleotide messenger RNA. Its product is annotated as sodium-dependent neutral amino acid transporter B(0)AT3-like. Gene Ontology annotation, cellular component: plasma membrane. NCBI's taxonomy places the organism in Eukaryota, Metazoa, Chordata, Actinopteri, Clupeiformes, Clupeidae. The record is from RefSeq and is a predicted model, not a curated record. The coding region runs from base 5 to 1861 and encodes 618 amino acids. Gene Ontology annotation, biological process: sodium ion transmembrane transport. The transcript has 12 exons.